Molecule: messenger RNA, 1364 nt
Organism: Lolium rigidum
Lineage: Eukaryota; Viridiplantae; Streptophyta; Magnoliopsida; Poales; Poaceae
Product: mitochondrial 2-oxoglutarate/malate carrier protein-like
Exons: 6
Coding region: 4-1140 (378 amino acids)
Biological process (GO): transport
Molecular function (GO): transmembrane transporter activity
Source: RefSeq, a predicted model, not a curated record
GCCAUGGUCGGCGGCGGCAAGCCGUUCGGGGACAGCGUGUUCGCCGGCCACGCGGCGGCAGGCGCGGCGGCGAUCAGCGCUUCCGCGGUCUCCGUCCACCCCCUCGACACCGUCAAGAGCCUCCUGCAGCUGAGCGCGACGGGGCCGAAGCAGAAGAUGGGGCUCCGCCAGGCGGUGGACCGGCUCAUGUCCGUCUCCGGCCCUGCAGGUCUCUACAGUGGUCUUGGAUGGUCAAUAUUUGGUAAACUGCCUGGUGUGGGAGCACGUUUUGGGACCUAUGAGCUUUUAACAGCCUUCUAUAAAGAUGGAAGGGAGGACAACCAUGUUUAUUAUUCUGAGGCUAUGUUGGCUGGCAUUACUGCUGGUGCUGUAGAGGCAUUUCUUAGCACACCAUUUGAACUUCUCAAACUUCGUUCCCAAGUUGGCUCUGCCAUACCUUUAAAGAACACUGCUAAUGUUGUACAAGACUCAUUUCCACUGCUUUCCAAACUAUUACCUGGUUAUGUCCCUGACAUCAGAGUAUGGAACGGCAGUGUCAGUCUUUUGUCCAAUCUUUCGCCAAAACAUCCUGACAUUAUGGGUGCCCUGAAACAGCACCCAUGGAUGUUGACUGGCUCUGGGAAGCCCCCGUUACCCUCUGAUGUCCAGGUGCCUGCUAGAGUGAUAGCACUUGAAGGUUGGGGUGCUCUAUGGAGAGGACUUAGACCAGCGAUAGCCCGAGACUGUGUCUUUAGUGGAAUGUUCUUUUCAUCUUGGCAAUUCAUACACACUGCGAUGCUUACGUGGAAGUCUGUGAAUAUGAACCCUGAACCCAGGAAUUUAGACGAAGCAGGACCCGUGCACCCUUUAGCUUCUAGUCUUGCCGCAGGCUUCUCUGGAGUUGUAGCAGCUGCUGCUUCACAUACAUUUGAUACUGCCAAAAGUCGUUCACAGUGCACUGUUAUACCUAAGUACAUAGCAAUGGAGAGGAGGUUUCAUAAAUGGAGGGCACCAGGAAUAUGGAUAGAGCGGAUGACAGGAAUAUCACCUGCUGAUAGGAAUGUUCUAUUCCGUGGCAUUGGACUACGGAUGGCGCGCAGUGGAAUUGCAUCAUUUGUACUUGUUGGGUCCUACUAUUUUGCCAUUGAUCAGCUCAUGUAAAUGGCAUGCAGAGACACCAUUUGGUGAAAUUCAAAUGCUAUUUAUAUGCAUCUACUGAACAACCAUAGAAUUAACUACGGGGACAUCGCUGUCUCGUCUAAACUUGAUUGGGGUUGCAUGCUCCAAGAUAGAAUUUUUGCUACUAAUGUAAAUGUUCAUAACAAACCAGAACUGUUUGUUUUGAGCUUGUGUUGAAGAAAUAACAAGUGUUUUUAUAUGGAAAA